GGAAGCCGAGCUCGUCUGGAUUCCCACCAUGGCCUGGGUCCCUCUGCUCCUCACGCUGCUCACUUACUUCUCAGGUUCUCUGGCACAGUACGUGCUGACCCAGCCGCCUUCAGUGUCUGUGUCUCUAGGGCAAAAGGCUCAACUCACCUGCUCAGGGAACAACAUUGGUAGCAAGAGUGUGCACUGGUACCAACAGAAACCUGGCAGUGCUCCACUACUUGUUAUAUAUAGCGAUAGCAGCAGACCCUCCGGAAUCCCUGAUCGAUUCUCUGGUGCCAACUCUGGUAACACGGCCACGUUAACCAUCACUGGAGUCCAGGCCCAGGACGAGGCUGAUUAUUACUGUCAGGUGUGGGACAGCAGCAGUGCUCAGCCUCACAGUGACACAGACAGAUGGGGAAUUGUGUUGGCUCAAACUGUAUUCUCAAUAGAUCCAUCAGUUUUUCUCCCAAAGGUCGGAAAUCCCCUCACCAUGCUCUGGGCUCCCCUCAUCGUCCUACUGGGGACAUGGUGCACAGGUUCCAGCUCACAGCCUGUGCUGACUCAGCCAACCUCAGAGUCAGUGUCCCCAGGAAACACUGUGAAACUCUCCUGCACCAUGAGCAGUGGGACCAGCAUCAGUGGCUACCGUGUGUUCUGGUUGCAGCAGAAACCUGGGAAUUCUCCACGAUACCUGCUGUAUUACAAGUCAGAUUCUGACAAGCACCAGGGCUCUGGGGUCCCUGCGCGCUUCUCAGGUUCCAAAGAAACAUCCAGUAACACCGGCUAUUUGACCAUCUCUGGUGUCCUGGCAGAGGAUGAGGCUGAUUAUUACUGUGCUGUGUGGCACAGCAAUGCUUGUCACAGUGACACAGACAGAUGGGGAAGUGAGACAAAAACCUGCCCUUUCAUCCCCCAGACCAGGCUCUGUGGAGCCUAG
Molecule: messenger RNA, 919 nt
Organism: Gopherus flavomarginatus (Mexican gopher tortoise)
Lineage: Eukaryota; Metazoa; Chordata; Testudines; Testudinidae
Exons: 5
Coding region: 29-919 (296 amino acids)
Biological process (GO): immunoglobulin production; immune response
Source: RefSeq, a predicted model, not a curated record